GAAAAAGGGUGAGGUGAGAAGCAGUAUUUAUUUAGUUUUUUUGAUGAAAAAUACAUUUUCUCUCUCCUCUUUUUGUUCCUAAUUUUCUCUCACCAAAAAAAAGUCCUCUUUCAUCAUACAAAAACCCUAAACAGGGGUUCUUGUAAUAAGAAGAAGAGGGGGAAGCAAGCAAGGCAAACCCUUUUGUUAAAUAGCCGCCGGAAUUGAUCUCAGCCGUUGAAUAACCCUUUUCUCCGAUUAUUUUCUCUCUCUAAAUUUCUCUCUCUUUCAUUUCUCAUUUUUGCAGUUUUUCUGGGGAAGGGUUUUUUUUUUUAUUCUGUGUGAUUUAAGUAUUCAAACAUGGCGUAUGCUGUUGCUUGAUCAUCGUCCGAUCAACCACUCCCAGAUAAUAUUUUCAUUUCCCCAGUUUUUUUUUAAUUAUUAUUAAUUGGGUUUAAACCUAAUUGGGAGAAGAAAAGAUUGAUGUUUGAUCACUGAUAAUAAUUUGAUAUUGAUAAUUUUGGGGUUUUAGGGAAUUAGGGUUUUUUAAAUAGAAAACUUGGUGCAGUUGUAAAUACUCUAUAAAAUUAGGGUGUUUAGGGUUUUUGAAAGUUUUCAGGUUUCAUAUGCAAUUAGGGUUUCUAGGGUUUGGUGUAAUUUUCAGGUUUUGAUAUUGUGUUGUUUAUUCUCGGUGUAAUAAUGUUAUCUGAAUUGGGAAGAAGGCCUAUGAUUGGUGGGAACAACGAGGGAUCAUUUGGGGAUGAAUUAGAGAAGGAUAUAGGGAUGUUGCUCCGUGAGCAGAGGCGGCAGCAAGACCCUGUCGAUGAUCGCGAACGCGAGCUCAAUAUUUACCGGAGUGGUUCAGCCCCUCCAACUGUGGAGGGUUCAUUGAGUGCGGUAGGGGGGCUUUUUGGGAAUACUGAUGCCUUUUCUGAAUUUGCCCUUAAUAAGAAUGGCAAUGGGGUUGUAUCUGAGGAUGACAUUAGGUCUAAUCCUGAUUAUAUGUGUUAUUAUUAUUCGAAUGUUAACUUAAAUCCUAGGUUGCCCCCACCCCUUUUGUCCAAGGAGGACUGGAGGUAUGCACAAAGGACUCAAGGUGGGAACUCGGUGUUGGGGGGAAUUGGGGAUAAGAGGAAAGUGAAUAAGACUGAGAAUGGACCUGGUAGGUCACCCUAUCUGAUGCCUCCUGGGUUUAGUUCCAAGAAAGAGGAAAGGGAGUUUGAGCCUGAGAAAGCGAAAGUUCAGGGUUCAGCUGAUUGGGGAAAGGAUGGACUCCCUGGCCUGCCAGGUAUUGGACUUGGGGCUAAACAAAAGAGUCUGGCAGAAAUUUUUCAGAAUGAUUUGGGACGUUCUAAUCCUCCCUCAAGGCACCCCUCUCGUCCUGCCAGCCGCAAUGCUUUUGAUGACAAUGUCGAUACAGUAGGGUCAGCUGAAGCUGAGCUGGCUCUUUUGCGUCGUGAAGGUUCGAAUGUUCAGGGAUCUUCUGUUUCCCAGAGUCUUGCUUCACCUGCUUCAUAUUCCUAUGUUGCUGCAUUGGGCACUCCCUUGUCUAGAAGCACUACACCUGAUCCUCAACAUAUAGCUCGGGCUCCUAGUCCUUGCCCAACCCCCAUUGGUGAGGGACGAGCAGGAGCAUCAAAAAAGACUGCUGCUGGUCCAAACUCUUUCAAUGGCAUGUCCUCAGGAAUGAACGACUCUUCUGAUCUUGUAGCUGCUUUGUCUGGCAUGAAUCUCAAGGCAAAUGGUAAUCUCGACAAUGGAAAUCAUUUGUCAUCUCAGAUGGAACAAGACAGUUCUGAUAACCAUAACUUCAUGUUUAAUAUGCCGAGCGGCCACGAGCAUGUUAAGCAACAUCCAUAUAUGAAGAAGUCUGAAUCUAGUCAUUUGCAUAUGCCUACUGCUACUCACUCAGGUGCUAGAGGUAAUAUGGGUGCCUCUGAUCUGAGGAGCCCCCAGAUUGACCGUCCAAAACCUGGUUUUAAUACUGGCAUUCCAUAUUCUAAGGGAUCAUCUCCAUCCUCUCUAAAUGGUGGCGGCUUUUCCCCUCAUUAUACUCAUAUGGAUGGCACGGGCUCGUCAUUUGCAAAUUAUGGACUGGGUGGGUUUUCCUUGAACUCACCUGUCAUGGGAAGCCAACUUGGAAACUACAACCUGCCUCCAUUACUGGAAAAUGUUGCUGCGGCUUCGGCUAUGGGAGUUCAUGGAAUGGAUUCAAGAGUUAUGGCUGGUGGUUUGCCUUCUGGGCAGAAUAUGACAGCUUCUCCUGAUUCUGGUCGGUUAGGGAAUCAAAUUUCGGGAAAUGCUCUGCAGGCUUCUCUUGCAGAUGCUAUGUAUCUUCAGUAUCUAAGAUCUGCUGAAUAUGCUGCGCAGGUUGCCGCUUUGAGUGAUCAGUCUCCUGAUAAGUAUUACAUGGAGUUACUUCAAAAGGCAUAUAUGGGAUCUGUGAUGUCACCUCAGAAGUCACAAUAUGGUGCUACUCUGGGAAACAAAACUGCUGGUUCAAAUCAUGGUUAUUAUGGAAAUCAUGCAUAUGGGGCCGGGAUGGGGUAUCCCGGCAGUCCAUUAACGAGUCCGGUUAUUCCAAACUCCCCUGGUGGUCCAGGUAGCCCUAUCAGGCACAAUGACUUUAACAUGCGUUAUCCUUCUACGAUGAGAAACAUAGGGGGUGGUGUCGUGGGACCUUGGCAUAUGGAUGGCACCUUUGGGUCCUCACUGUUGGAGGAGUUUAAAAGCAAUAAGACGAAGUGUUUUGAGCUUUCAGAAAUUGCUGGCCAUGUUGUUGAGUUCAGUGCCGAUCAGUAUGGAAGUCGUUUCAUCCAGCAAAAACUUGAAACUGCUUCAACAGAAGAAAAAAAUAUGGUGUUUGAAGAAAUUAUUCCUCAAGCUCUUUCGUUAAUGACUGACGUGUUCGGUAAUUAUGUGAUUCAGAAGUUCUUUGAGCAUGGAAUGGAUACUCAAAGAAGAGAACUUGCCAUCAAGCUUGAUGGUCAUGUGCUGACCCUUAGCUUACAAAUGUAUGGUUGCCGUGUUAUCCAGAAGGCCAUUGAAGUAGUUGAUCUGGAUCAGAAGAUCAAAAUGGUUCAAGAGCUUGAUGGUAAUAUAAUGCGAUGUGUGCGUGAUCAAAAUGGGAACCAUGUGAUCCAGAAAUGCAUUGAAUGUGUACCUGAAGACCAUAUUCAGUUUAUAGUUGAAUCAUUUUUUGAUCAAGUUGUUACUCUUUCAACUCAUCCGUAUGGGUGCCGUGUGAUUCAGAGAGUUUUGGAGCACUGCAAAGACCCACAUACGCAGAGUAAAGUUAUGGAUGAGAUUCUGGGAUCAGUUAGCAUGUUGGCCCAAGAUCAGUAUGGAAAUUACGUGGUUCAGCAUGUGCUGGAACAUGGGAAGCCGCAUGAACGGACAGCUAUAAUCAAGGAAUUAGCUGGGAACAUAGUUCAAAUGAGCCAGCAGAAGUUUGCUUCCAAUGUUGUCGAAAAAUGCCUGAGUUUUGGCAAUGCAGAAGAACGGGAAAUUCUAGUAAAUGAGAUGCUUGGCACUACUGAUGAAAAUGAGCCUCUUCAGGCGAUGAUGAAAGACCAAUUCGCAAACUAUGUUGUUCAGAAGGUGUUGGAAACGUGCAGUGAUCAAAAGAGGGAGCAUAUCCUAUCACGAAUAAAGGUUCAUUUGAAUGCAUUGAAGAAAUACACAUACGGCAAGCAUAUUGUUGCUCGCGUAGAAAAGCUUGUCGCUGCAGGAGAAAGGAGAAUGGCCGGGCAGUCUCCGCAGCCUGCAUAGGUGGGAUAGUGAACCAGAGAGUUUGUACAGCUGACUGAAGCUACUACGCUUCAUCUUUUUCCAGCCAUUUCUUUAUCUUUUUUCUGUUGCGUAAGAUUUAGAGUCAUUGCUCCGCCAGUCCUUACAGAGAACUUGGUUAGGGAGCCCAGGAAUAAAGGUUGUUGCUUUUGUACUUGGGGAAAUUGUACAUUUUGUAGUUUUAAGGCUAUACAUAGAAUCGAGCAAGCUGCGCUGCAGAUGUGAUAUAUGCUUUUGCUCCUGCAGAGAUAUAAAAAAAAAUAUAUAUAUAUGAGCAUAAAGGGGUGUAAAAAAAUCAUUUGAAUGGUGAAGGGUAGGUUUUUUUUUUCUAGUGAUCGUGACUGUACAAAUGUGGCCAUGUCGAGAGCUGUUUGGCGUCCUAGGAAGCUCAGAAUUUUUCCUUGUAUGGUAUCGAUGUUCUUUCUAUUUCCCAGAAGAAGAUUAAAAAAAGGAAAGUACAAUCUUGUUCA
Spinacia oleracea (spinach) is the source of this 4238-nucleotide messenger RNA. Its product is annotated as pumilio homolog 2. Gene Ontology annotation, cellular component: cytoplasm. The transcript has 9 exons. Gene Ontology annotation, molecular function: mRNA binding. NCBI's taxonomy places the organism in Eukaryota, Viridiplantae, Streptophyta, Magnoliopsida, Caryophyllales, Amaranthaceae. The record is from RefSeq and is a predicted model, not a curated record. Gene Ontology annotation, biological process: post-transcriptional regulation of gene expression. Bases 679 to 3750 code for a protein of 1023 amino acids.